UCAUUGAGCUCCUGUUCCCAUUGCGCCAGGAUCCGAUGCAUUUGCUGUGAAACGAGAAUGUGGUAAUGUGAGGACAAGUCAGCCCAUCACACCCCUGUUCUGUUCUUUCUUUGACCGUCGUCAUCCCCAACAACGCCCAAUAGGAAACGGAGGAAUCCCCACGAGUUUUGGGAACCAGGCGCAAAACAACAAAGUUGGAAAAAUUGAUGGCAGAAAGUGCAUGGCUACACACAGUGUUGGAGUGAGAGCGUAAAGUUUAGCAUACUAACUUCUUCUUUCUGUCAUCGCAAGCAUGGAUGCCCUCAAGUCUGCUGGCAGGGCUAUCAUCCGUAGUCCAAGUGUGGCUAAACAAUCUUGGAAUUCAGGAAAACAUAAAAAGCUUCCGGAGAACUGGACGGACACCAGGGAGACCAUUCUGGAGGGCAUGACCUUUAACCUGAGGCACCUGGGCAUGACCCUGGUGGACCAGCCCAAAGGGGAGGAGCUCUCUGCGGCAGCUGUCAAACGCAUUGUCGCCACGGCCAAAGCAAGUGGGAAGAAACUGAAAAAAGUUGCCUUAAAAGUUUCACCUCAGGGAAUAAUCCUCUGUGACUACGAGACCAAACAACUGAUAGAGAAUGUCUCUAUAUACAGAAUAUCCUAUUGCACUGCGGACAAGAUGCACGACAAAGUGUUUGCCUACAUCGCCCAAAACCAACAGAACCAUACUCUGGAGUGCCAUGCAUUCCUUUGUGCCAAACGAAAAGUGGCUCAAGCAGUGACUCUGACUGUGGCCCAAGCCUUCAAAGUGGCCUUUGAGUUUUGGCAGGUGGCCAAAGAAGAGAAAGAGCAUCGGGUAAAGUCGAACUCUGUAGUGGAGGUCACAGACAACGCUUCGAGAGACACGUCUACCAAUGUGCCUACCUUAAAUAGCCCAGUGGUUGUAGCCACAGGAAAUCUGUUGGACUUUGAUGAGGAGUCCCGCACCACGGUGGAGGAUGUUGACAAUCGGAAGAACCUGGUGGCGAACCUCAACAGGCCUGAUAACAACAACACCAUCUGGGAAAUUGAUGAUGGACUGGAUGAGGCCUUCUCAAGACUGGCAGAGGCUCGCACGAACCCCCAGGUCUUGGACAUUGGGGUGACCCCCCUGGACUGGAAUACCGAGCCCGACUGGGACAAGGCCAACGGGAACCCCCCCAGCUCAGGGGACCCCUUUGGAUUCUGAGGGAACUGCUUCUUGGGACAUCCCCAGUGGGGUGGGGUGAGGUCACGUCCGGGAAACGCCUUUCUACAAGAAUGACCUCAGAUCGGAAGAAGUUAAAUAUCAGCCAACCAAUGCACAGCCUUUCCUCAUCUGUAGCAAUGUUAUCUAGGUGUUACUUCAAAAGCUGGAUAACUUCCACAUUCAUGCAUUGCUUUGAUUUAUUGAUUUGUAUCCAUUGAUUUAUCUGUUGUCUGUUUUGAAUACAAUGUAAGGCUUGUAUUUACCUGCAUCAGUAUUAUUUUCAUUUACAAAUAUUUAUCAGUUAAUCUAUACUCUGUACUGUAUCAAAGAGAUGUCAUAAAGACUAAUAGAAAAGUGCUUUAACAAGUGUAUAGGACAAUCGCUGAUUUAAGUCGAUAUACGAUAUAAAAUCUGAUGUGUUAUAAAUGAUAUAUAUUUUUGUGAUUAUUUUGUAAUGAUAUCAAAGCUUCUUAUAAAACACAUUUAUUUUCAGAAAUUAAGAGAACAAGCUGCUACCUCACAGAGGGACGUCUGUAGCAGUAAAAUGUUAUAUUUGUGUAUCAUAUUGACAAUUUAAUAAAAAGUAAAAGUAA
Engraulis encrasicolus (European anchovy) is the source of this 1800-nucleotide messenger RNA. RefSeq names its product low density lipoprotein receptor adaptor protein 1a (gene ldlrap1a). The record is from RefSeq and is a predicted model, not a curated record. The transcript has 10 exons. Bases 293 to 1207 code for a protein of 304 amino acids. Lineage: Eukaryota; Metazoa; Chordata; Actinopteri; Clupeiformes; Engraulidae.